AUGACCCCAACAUCGUUCUUUGCUUUUCUCUUACUCUUGACAGCCCUUGCAACCUCAACCUCCUCAAUUCCCUCAAAAUCACAACGUUUCAUUACCAAUCUAAUUCACUCUGACUCUGUUUUGUCACCAUUUUACAACCCUAAUGACACCAUCGAAGAUCGUGCUAAACGAUCAUUGACUUCUUCAUAUCUGAGGUCAGCUCACUUUCAAUACAGAACCAACGAUCAACUUGAAGGUCCCUCAACUGACCUUUAUCCUUCAAGUGCAGGGUUUCUUGUAAAGAUCCCCAUGGGUCAGCCACCCAUCCCGCAAUAUCUGUUGAUAGAUUCAGGCAGUCCACUAGCGUGGGUGGAGUGUGCCAUGUGCCAAAAUUGUGAAAAAUCACAUGGUCCUGUUUAUGAUCACCGAAUGUCUUCCACCUAUGUCCAAUCGAAAUGCCCUUGCUAUCGUCCUAAAUCAUUCUGCAAUUGGCAUGAGCAUAGUUGUGAGUUUGGUAUGAGCUACGGAGAUGGUACGACAGUACUUGGAUAUAUGGGCACCGAACGUGUAAUCAUUGAGUCUCUCCAAGGCCCAAACUCGAGUUGGGACAUACCACUCGGCUGUGUUUUUUCUAUUCCUGUUAAAGUUGGGCUUCAUUAUCAGGGAAUUCUCGGACUGGCCGACCAUACUUUAUCCAUAACGAAUCAGAUCCGUAGAUUUUCUUACUGUGUUGGCAAUCUUGGCGAUCCAUUAUACGGUUCCAACUUUUUCAUUUUGGACGGUGAUAAGUAUAAUAAAAGCUUCUCGUCAUCGACACCUUACACUUUAAAUGACGAUGGCGCAUACCAAGUCAAACUUGACGGUGUCAGUAUCGGAGACAGAAAAAUCAACAUUGAUCCUAAUGUUUUCGGUAAACAGUUUAUAAUUGACUCCGGAACGCCGUAUACCAUGCUACCUCCUGCUGCGUAUUACGCCAUUAGAGAAGCAGUCUCAAGCUUAAGCUUCUGGGGACUCUUCAGAAAAGUUAAAUAUACAGGGAAUCUUUCGUGGAAACUGUGUUACAGUGGCAAAUUGACCAACUCUUUUUUCCAAAAAUCUAUGCCAACCGUCACAUUUCAUUUUGCGGAGGGUGCUGAUCUUGUAGUAGAUCCUACCGGCACCUUUUAUCAAGCCAAGGCAAAUGAGAUUUGUUUGGGCAUGGUACCAGUUGAAGGAGCUUUUAUAAUUGGGAUAAUGGUUCAACAAUUUCAUAAUGUUGUUUAUGAGUUGGAAGAGAAGAGAAUAUAUUUUGAUCCCAUGGAUUGUAGUUGGCUAAUUUAUAACUAG
This is a messenger RNA of Dovyalis caffra, 1305 nucleotides long. The record is from the annotation of a GenBank genome assembly. NCBI's taxonomy places the organism in Eukaryota, Viridiplantae, Streptophyta, Magnoliopsida, Malpighiales, Salicaceae.